CAGGAUACUUGUUUCAUUUCCUCUGAUUAUUCCAGCUUGUGAAAAUGGAGCGUUUAUCUGCAGCAAACACACAGUUCUCUCUAAACCUGUUCAAGAAGAUCAGCGGAGGAAACACCUCAAAAAAUGUGUUCUACUCUCCGAUCAGCAUCACUUCGGCUCUGGCCAUGGUGUUGCUCGGAGCAAAAGGAAACACAGCGGCGCAGAUGUUUAAGGUCUUGAGCUUUACCAAUCCUCCCAAACCCGGCGCCGCAACUCCAGCUCCUCAUGUUAAAGAGGACCAAAUUCAUUCCAGCUUCAACAAGCUCAUGAGUGAACUGAAGAAACCAGGAGCCCCGUAUGUGUUGAGUCUUGCCAACCGCCUCUACGGAGAGCAAUCCUACCAGUUUGUUGAGAAAUUCAUUAAUGACACAAAAAGAUACUAUGAAGCCAAACUGGAAGAGGUGGACUUCAAGAAGAAAUCAGAGGCUGCGCGUGUCGACAUCAACAAAUGGGUGGAGAAAAAAACACAAGGAAAGAUCAAGGACUUGCUCCCACAGGGAUCCGUCGAUACAAUGACGAGACUGGUCUUGGUGAACGCCAUCUACUUCAAGGGGAACUGGGAGAAGAAAUUCCCAAAGGAAGCCACCAGUGAUGGACAGUUUAAGCUGAACAAGACUCAAAGUAAACCAGUGAAGAUGAUGAAUCAGAAGGCAGAGUUUCCUCUGGCUUUAAUCCCAGAGAUGAACAGUCAGGUUCUGGAGCUGCCGUAUGUCGGGAAGAAUCUCAGUAUGUUGAUCAUACUUCCUGAAGAGAUUGAAGACGAAACCACUGGCCUUCAGAAGCUUGAAAAGGCACUGACCUACGAGAAGCUCAUGGAGUGGACCAAACCCAGCAAGAUGCGUCGACAGGAAGUCCAAGUAUCUUUGCCCAGAUUCAAAAUGGAGGAAACCUAUGACAUGAAGAGUCUUCUGAUCAGCAUGGGAAUGGAGGAUGUGUUUGAUGGGCAGAAGGUGAAUCUUUCAGGCAUGUCGCCUAACAACGACCUGGUGGUGUCAAAGGUGAUUCAUAAAGCCUUCGUUGAAGUAAACGAGGAAGGAACCGAAGCGGCUGCAGCCACCGGUGCUGUCAUCGCCAUACGUUCAUUUGCACAGAUGUUCAUUGCAGACCAUCCCUUCCUUUUCUUUAUCCGACACAAUCCCUCCAAUAGCAUCCUGUUUUACGGACACUUCUGUUCUCCUUGAAGAUGGUAAUGAUGAAGUGAU
Molecule: messenger RNA, 1241 nt
Organism: Sinocyclocheilus grahami
Lineage: Eukaryota; Metazoa; Chordata; Actinopteri; Cypriniformes; Cyprinidae
Product: leukocyte elastase inhibitor-like
Exons: 7
Coding region: 45-1220 (391 amino acids)
Biological process (GO): negative regulation of endopeptidase activity
Molecular function (GO): serine-type endopeptidase inhibitor activity
Source: RefSeq, a predicted model, not a curated record